This is a messenger RNA of Mesocricetus auratus (golden hamster), 4682 nucleotides long. RefSeq names its product spalt like transcription factor 2 (gene Sall2). Gene Ontology annotation, cellular component: nucleus. The record is from RefSeq and is a predicted model, not a curated record. NCBI's taxonomy places the organism in Eukaryota, Metazoa, Chordata, Mammalia, Rodentia, Cricetidae. Gene Ontology annotation, biological process: regulation of transcription by RNA polymerase II. Gene Ontology annotation, molecular function: RNA polymerase II cis-regulatory region sequence-specific DNA binding; DNA-binding transcription factor activity, RNA polymerase II-specific.
CCGAUCUCCUCCGCAGUCCGGGCCGCUGGGCGCAGAGGCUGCCGCAGCGCCGGCGGCCACCGACGCCUUCCCACGCCGGAUACCCAUUGUGUCCUACCCCAUCCCGCCUUCCACCUCCCCACGGCCAUGGCGCAGGAAACCGGGAGCAGCUCUCGACUCGGGGGGCCCUGCGGGGAGCCUGCGGAGCGCGGAGGUGAUGCUAACGAGGAGGACCACCCCCAAGUCUGUGCCAAAUGCUGCGCACAAUUCUCUGACCCGACCGAAUUCCUCGCUCACCAGAACGCGUGUUGCACUGACCCACCCGUGAUGGUGAUAAUUGGGGGUCAGGAGAACCCCAACAACUCAUCCUCCUCCUCUGCACCCCGGCCAGAGGGCCACAGUAGGCCCCAGGUCAUGGAUACUGAGCACGGCAAUCUCCCAGAUUCUGGGUCUUCUGGGCCCCCUGAUCCUACGUGGGGGCCAGAGCGGAGAGGAGAGGAGUCUUCGGGGCAUUUCCUGGUCGCUGCCACAGGUACAGCGGCUGGAGGAGGUGGGGGCCUGAUCUUGGCCAGUCCCAAGCUGGGAGCAACCCCAUUACCUCCAGAAUCUACCCCUGCACCCCCUCCUCCUCCCCCCCCCCUCCUCCCCCUCCCCCCUCCGGCUCCAGGUGUAGGCAGUGGCCACUUGAACAUUCCCCUGAUUUUGGAAGAGCUGCGGGUGCUGCAGCAGCGACAGAUCCAUCAGAUGCAGAUGACUGAGCAGAUCUGCCGCCAGGUGCUGCUGCUUGGCUCCUUGGGGCAGCCGGUGGGUGCUCCUGCCAGCCCUUCAGAGCUGCCCGGGACAGGGACUGCCUCCUCCACCAAGCCCCUGCUGCCUCUCUUCAGUUCCAUCAAGCCUGUCCAAACUGGCAAGACACUGGCACCUUCCUCCUCCUCUUCCUCUUCCUCAGGGGCAGAACCGCCCAAGCAGGCUUUCUUCCACCUUUACCACCCCCUGGGAUCGCAACAUCCCUUCUCUGUUGGAGGAGUGGGGCGAAGCCACAAACCCACACCUGCCCCCUCCCCUGCCCUGCCAGGCAGCACAGACCAGCUGAUUGCCUCGCCUCAUCUGGCAUUCCCAGGCACCACAGGACUCCUGGCAGCUCAAUGUCUUGGGGCAGCAAGGGGCCUUGAGGCUGCUGCCUCCCCAGGGCUCCUGAAGCCAAAGAAUGGAAGUGGUGAUCUGGGCUACGGGGAAGUGAUCAGUUCCUUGGAAAAGCCUGGCGGAAGGCACAAAUGCCGCUUUUGUGCCAAAGUAUUUGGCAGUGACAGCGCGCUGCAGAUUCACCUGCGUUCCCACACUGGCGAGAGGCCCUACAAGUGCAACGUCUGCGGUAACCGCUUCACUACUCGGGGCAACCUCAAAGUGCAUUUCCACCGGCAUCGUGAGAAGUACCCGCACGUGCAGAUGAAUCCGCAUCCGGUACCUGAGCACCUAGACUACGUCAUCACCAGCAGUGGGCUGCCUUACGGGAUGUCCGUGCCGCCGGAGAAAGCCGAAGAGGAGGCCGCUACACCAGGUGGAGCGGUUGAGCGCAAACCUCUAGUGGCCUCCACGACAGCGCUCAGUGCCACAGAGAGCCUGACCCUGCUCUCCACUGGCACAAGCACGGCGGUGGCUCCUGGACUCCCUGCUUUCAACAAGUUUGUGCUCAUGAAAGCCGUGGAGCCCAAGAGUAAAGCUGAUGAGAAUACGCCCCCGGGGAGCGAGGGCUCCGCGGUUACCGGAGUAGCAGACGGUGGCGCAGCCACCCGGAUGCAGCUAAGUAAGCUGGUGACCUCGCUGCCGAGCUGGGCACUGCUUACGAAUCACUUGAAGUCAACCGGAAGCUUCCCCUUCCCCUAUGUGCUGGAGCCCUUGGGGGCUUCACCGUCUGAGACGUCAAAGCUGCAGCAGCUGGUAGAAAAGAUUGACCGCCAAGGGGCUGUGGCAGUGGCCUCUACCGCAUCAGGGGCUCCCACCACCUCCGCCCCUACACCUUCAUCCUCGUCUUCAGGACCUAACCAGUGCGUCAUUUGUCUCCGGGUGCUGAGCUGUCCCCGAGCGCUGCGCCUGCAUUAUGGCCAGCAUGGAGGUGAGCGGCCCUUCAAGUGUAAAGUGUGUGGCCGAGCUUUCUCCACAAGGGGCAAUUUGCGUGCGCAUUUUGUGGGCCACAAGACAAGUCCAGCUGCCCGGGCCCAGAACUCCUGCCCCAUCUGCCAGAAGAAGUUCACUAAUGCUGUCACGCUGCAGCAACAUGUUCGGAUGCACCUGGGAGGCCAGAUUCCCAACGGUGCUUCCACACUUCCUGAAGGCGGGGGAGCUGCCCAGGAGAAUAGCUCUGAGCAAUCUACAGUCUCUGGACCAGGGAGCUUCCCCCAGCAGCAAUCCCAGCAGCCGUCACCGGAAGAUGAGUUGUCUGAAGAAGAGGAUGAGGAAGAGGAGGAAGAUGUGACGGAUGAAGAUUCCCUAGCAGGAAGAGGCUCAGAGAGCGGGGGUGAGAAGGCCAUAUCAGUGCGAGGUGACUCCGAAGAGGUAUCUGGGGCGGAGGAGGAAGUAGGAGCAGUGGGAGCAGCACCCACCACCGGGAAGGAGAUGGACAGUAACGAGAAAGUCUCUCAACAAGCGUCUCUGCCACCACCUCCGCCUGACAACCUGGGUCAUCCCCAACCCAUGGAGCUGGGAGCCAGUGAUGUUUCUGGAGGCAUGGAGGAAGAGGCCAAACUGGAGGGGACCCCAAGCCCGAUUGCAGCCAUCACCCAAGAAGGGGAGGGCACCAGCACCCCUUUGGUGGAGGAGCUGAGCUUACCGGAAGUCGUGCAAAAGGAGCCAGGAGAGGGCAGCAGCAGAAAGGCCUGUGAUGCGUGUGGCCAGACCUUUCCUACCCAGACAGCUCUGGAGGAGCACCAGAAGACCCACCCUAAGGAAGGGCCACUCUUCACUUGUGUUUUCUGCAGGCAGGGUUUCCUUGAUCGUCCUACCCUCAAGAAGCACAUGCUGUUGGCUCACCACCAGGUACCCCCCUUUGCACCCCAUGGUCCUCAGAAUAUUGCUACUCUCUCCUUGGUCCCUGGCUGUUCCUCUGCCAUCACUUCUCCAGGGCUCUCCCCGUUCCCUCGAAAAGAUGACCCCGCCAUCCCAUGAGCCUGUUUUCUGUACCUGAUCCCCUAUGUGUAGGGCACAGAAAUUGAGGCUCCAUAGAAGGACCUUCAAGAUUUACUCAACUUCCCCUUUUCUCAAGUUUUAACAUGAUGUUUCUAGUGGUUUCUCUCUAGUCUCUGAGCUUAAAAAUUGAGUUCAAAAGGGAAUGCCCCCUAAGAAAUUUGUAUCACCUUUUUGUUCUUUGUAACUAGGGAAAACAAAUUCUCUGUAGCUUUCUCAAGCUCAAGGGGAGUCCUCCCCUCUUCUCCCUUUCCCUUUGGCUGGUACACCAGAACCCCCAUCUGUGGAAUGGCAGCCUUGCUCAAAGGGGCUGGCAUCUGUCUAUGGAGGGCCCAGUGCUACUCCUUGGUGAUCUUGACCAAGUCACCCUGCAAGACUUCCUUGUGCCAGGACCUUCUUGAGAAGCUUGCGAAGGGUGGGUGUCUUACUUUUCUGCAACAAGUACAGUUUUUCCUGUCAGGUGGCCUACCCACCAAACCCACCAUCAUUGCUAUUAAGCCCAGGAACUGUGUUUGAGAAGAGGGCUCCAACAACAAGAUCCAGAGAGGCAGUGGAGAACAUAGCCUCUCUCCUGAUUCUGCCUUCUGUAUCCAUGGCGGUACCUACCAAGCACACCAGAGAAAAGAAGUAACAAACUAUAACCUCUUUCUCCUUCCCCCUGCUACAGAAGGUGCUGGCAAUGAAGAUAUUCUAGUAAUUGGUGGCUCAACCCUCGGAGUUAGGGAAGGAUGAAGGGUUGGGUUGCUUUUUCAGUAUGUCCCUUGACUUGUCACAUUAAGGCAAAGAUAUUAGCUGAUCAAGAUGCACAGACUCCUUCAACUUCUCAUUUAUCAUGGCCUCUCAACCGACAAGCAGAUUUCCUGCCAGGAGGUCUCCAUGAGAUAAUCUUAGGAAGUAUAAAGUUCCUAACUUUCAAGAGCCGUAUUUGUGAGGAUAGUUGAUGAUGUCAUGGCGAGUUGAGGAGUGUUUCUAAAACAGGGAUUUCUGGGAACCUAUUUGAUAAAGAAUGGAGCGUGAUGUAAGGGAGAGGAACUUCAGCUCUUGUGAAUGUGAACAUUCUAAUGAAUGUCCCUUUGGGCUAACGGUGAUAUGGUGUUGCAGCCCCAGGAGUCAUAGGGACUUCCUAGCACUAGAAUGCUUUAGUUUUAGAUGGUGCGCUAUUUCAUUCCCUUGCCCCUUAUAUGCCCCUGGUCUUCUCAAAACCCCUUUCCUCCCCAAUUUUGCCUGAUCGUGGACCAGAGCUUAUGUCUUAUUUUUUUGUCUGCUUCUUAGAGCCCCAGACAUUGAGAGACAAGCUUCAAGUGGCUCCUCCCUGCCUCUCUGUCUUGUAGUGAGACGUAGUAUUGACUCUUAACAUAGGAUCCUGUGGAACAGGAGUUCUGAGAAGGAGACUGGAUUUUGUUAGUCAAUGAUGAUUCUAAAGUAGUAGCUUCAGAGCUCCCUAACACGGUGAAAUGUGUAAGAGCAGAAAGGGGAGAUGUUAGUAUCUUUCCCUUCGUCAUUAAAGGUGUUUGAGCCAAGUA